GAUCCAGCAAGAUGAGCAAUGAUGGCCUGGGAUCCUGGUCCCCUUGGAAUGCUUCAUGGGAAGAUAUUGGAGCAGAAAAUGAAACUGACCUCCUAACCCCCCAGGAUGGUUUUGAUCAUGAAUUAUCACCAUAUCGUAUAGCAGACAUUCUUAUCCCCAUCUUCAUUUUACUUAUUAGCAUUUUUGGAAUCAUUGGGAAUGGGACUGUCAUCUGGUUUCUUGGCUUUUGCAUGAAGAGGAAUCCUUUCACCACUUUCAUACUACAUCUGGCUGUUGCUGACCUUGGGGCUCUCAUGAGCUUAUCUUCUCUUUCGAUUAUGAGCAUUUUGAAUUUAUUUCCAUACUUACUUUGGCAUAUUUACUUGGUCCCAGUAUUCGGGUAUUUGUUGUUGUUCAUGUACAACACUGGUCAAUAUCUGUUGACAGCCAUCAGCAUGGACAGGUGUGUUUCUGUCGUCUUUCCCUUUUGGCAUCGAUGCCACAGACCACCACACUUUUCCUCCCUUCUGUGUGCCACAAUAUGGAUCAUUUCUUUCCCGCUCCAUGUAAUCGGCAUGAUUUAUUCUCUUUUUGGAGAUAUAAUGAAUCCCCUUUUCUAUCUGCUUCUAAUGAAUGCUAUACUUUGCCUCCCACUCAUGACUGUUUCCACUCUGAUCCUGUUUAUAAAAGUUUACUUUAGAUCACAACAAAUGAAGAAGGAAAAAGCUUUAACAGUCAUUCUACUUGUCAUCUUCUUCCUCUUCUUAGCUUUCCCAUAUACUUGCAUUUUAUUAAUCAGUUUUUUCACUCCACUUAUAGACUAUAAUGUGGAAUCUGUUGGGUUCUUAUGCAGCUGCCUGAAUAGCAGUAUUAACCCACUGAUUUAUUUCCUGAUUGGGAGAAACAAGAGGGCUCAAUCCAGGGAGAGCAUGAAGGUCAUACUCCAGAGGCUUUUCAAAGAGGAGGAAAACUGCAGAGAGGAACAAGAAAUUCCAGUUCAAAGCCAGAUGUGAAGAGUUCAAAAUAGCUCAGAAAGUGUCAUAUUCUAUCUCUUGGUGUAUUUCUUGGUACUUGUUUUCCUCUGUACUCACUAUUUUACUAUUCUGGAUUCAUUUACUCUGUUAAUUUUUGUCCUUGUUUCAGGAGUAUCGCUAAAAGCCCCUUGGAUUGCCCAU
This is a messenger RNA of Podarcis raffonei (Aeolian wall lizard), 1154 nucleotides long. RefSeq names its product proto-oncogene Mas-like. The record is from RefSeq and is a predicted model, not a curated record. Gene Ontology annotation, cellular component: membrane. The transcript has a single exon. Bases 12 to 992 code for a protein of 326 amino acids. Gene Ontology annotation, biological process: G protein-coupled receptor signaling pathway. NCBI's taxonomy places the organism in Eukaryota, Metazoa, Chordata, Lepidosauria, Squamata, Lacertidae. Gene Ontology annotation, molecular function: G protein-coupled receptor activity.